Mauremys reevesii (Reeves's turtle) is the source of this 3260-nucleotide messenger RNA. RefSeq names its product chromosome 9 C2orf72 homolog (gene C9H2orf72). The record is from RefSeq and is a predicted model, not a curated record. The coding region runs from base 8 to 841 and encodes 277 amino acids. NCBI's taxonomy places the organism in Eukaryota, Metazoa, Chordata, Testudines, Geoemydidae. The transcript is spliced from 4 exons.
GAGGGCGAUGGAGGGGGAGUCCCCGGGCCCCGGGGAGCAGGCGCUGCAGGAGUUCCAGGCCCUGGUGGAGCUGGUCGGGGGGAAGCCGGAGGUGCUGCUGGUCGGGGAGGUGCUGGAAGCGGGGGAGACCCGGGCGCUGCUGGGGGCUUUUGCCCAGGAGCUCUUCGGGGAGCGGCCCGGGGACCCGGCGGGCGGCGGGGGGGAGCCGGGGGGGCGGCCCGGGGACCAGGCGGGCGGCGGGGCGCGCCGCCUCCCAGGUCCGGGUGUGCCUCGGCCCCGGCGGCGCCGGCCGGGAGAUCCGCUCCCGCUCAUCUUCCUGCUGUGCCGGGCCGGCUCCCUGCAGGCGCGGCGGGCCCGGGCCCGCCUGCGGGAGAUCGCGCGGGACCUGCGGAGCCGGCUGCCCCGGGGCCCGCCGGCCGCCCUGGUGGGGGUGAUCGUGCAGCCCGGCCCCGGCGAGGAGGAGGCGGCGGCGGCGCUGCUGGAGACGCUGCUCCGCGAGGUCUUCCAGGGGCAGCGGGCCGGGCGGCAGGACACGGUGCAAGCGGCCGCCUACAGCCCCGGCCGCCCGGACGGGACGCGGGAGGUCCGGAGAGCCGCCUGCCGAGCCCUGCGAGCGGCCCUGCAGCACCGAGCAGGUGGGGAGGAGAGAGAGAAGCGGAGAUUCCCCUCCCUCCUGCGGUGCGUCCCCUGGGGCAGGAAGAGCCGGAGAAGAAGCCGAUCGGCUAAUGCUGCCAACAACCUUCAUGAGGGUGGCCUGCAGGACCCCGAGGAGGGAGUGGCUCUGACAGGCAUGUCGCUAAACGGAAACUGUGAAGAAGCAAGCAGAGGCACAGGCGCUUAAAGCUGCUGGAUGGCGUCAAGGAACCACCCUUGCUGAUUUGCUCUUGUAGCAUGAGGACGACGGGCUGAAUUCACCCUGGUGAUCUUCUGGAAAGGGGACAUGGAAGCCAUCAGCCAGCUCUUGGGAAAAGCUGCUACCUUCUGUAGCAACAGUGUCCGAGCCAGAUAACCGUCCUGCUCCCACCCCACCAUUGCUGCAGCAAAACCCAGAGGAGGGUUAUGUUCUGCCACCCGGUAGAGUUCAUUUGUAGAUGCAUCCAAUGGAAUUUCUUAAAGGCCCACAGUCCAUUUUAGCAUUUCACGGGGUGUGUGACAGUGCAGGAAUCCCAGGUAUAAAACAUGCUCUGCUGCUAGAAGAGAGAGUCUCUCAUUUGAAGAACAAAAUUCCCCGUCCAAGAGGCCUUCCGGGUUUCUUUGCUGAUGAAACCAAUCUUCUGCCUUGCCCUCGUGCUUUAUUGCUGUUCUAAAGCUCCAGAUAACGGCCUCAAUAGACCUUCCAUUUUCUGUUAUGGCUCCCCCAUUAGGAAACAACAGGCAAGUGGGGGAGAAAGCGAUGGAGCUGCAGGGAGGUCACGGUGCGACUGCUCGUCUCCGUGUACAGGCCUUGGGACAUACUGGCGAGUUGAAGAGGAUUGAAUGCAAUAAUCUAAUGUGAAGAAAGGCAAUAAUUGCUACUGUCAUGCCGUACGAUCACGUGCACGAUGCAGAAGUCACUGAUGGUCAUGUCAAUAGGAGAGCGGUCUGAGAGAGCCGUUCAUUCCAUACGGCUAGUCCUGGUGCUAAGUGAGUGAUUUACAGGUUGCAUUGGAGGCAGAGCAACCAACAGUGCUUAUAGCAUUUCCACGUUCCGAUGGGGGUGACAGAUGUCCAUUCCCCUACCCCCCAACUUCUUAACCGUGGGAUCCCAACAACCACACGGCUUUCAGGCCCCGAAGAUCACCCCAUACAUUCAUCUCUCUUAAAGAUGUGACUUAAUAUAUUGUUUUUAGGCAAUACAAUCUAUAUAUUUAAUAGUUUUCAGAGGUAUUUUUUUAACCUGUCUGACAACCAAUUGUUUUAAUUAGGCUUUUAUUUCCAUGGAGUAUUAAUGGGACACUGGGUAUGUCCAGCUUCAACAUAACAAAUGUUUGAGUUUGGCUUGGUUUUCCUUGCUCUCUGUUGCGCGUUUUCAUCUGGAUCAGGCUGUUGGCAGGACACUCUCGCCUCAAUUAUGUCCCAUCUCACUGUCCUCCAGGCUUGCUGGGAGGCUCUUUCAUUUGGGUCAGUCCAUCAACAAUUGUUUUGUCUUUCUUUGGUUGGCAGAGAAGUGGCUUAUAACUGAGCACUGUGUAAUCCUAGCGAAUCCAAACUCCUGAUGAGAUGAAAAUUGGUCAUGUCCCUCGCGAGAGCAAUGUGCCUUAGGCAUUCCUUAUCGUUUGUGUAGAGUAGGGAGUGGGCAGUCAGGACACCUCGGUUCUGUAUCCAGCUCUGACCAUGGACAAAUCAUUUAAUUUCUCUGUGCUUCAAUUUCCUCAACUGGAGAAUGGGGAUUUUGAUACGUACCUACCUCACACAGGAGCUGCAAGGCCUCAUUAAUUUCUGACAAGUGCUAUGAGAUCCUUGGAGGUGCCAGAGAAGGGCAAUGGGAGAACAAGGGUGUACUAUAGUCUACAUGUCUGGGGUCUCCCAAUGGUGCUGCAGUGAUGUUUCUGCUCUAUGAAAGCAGCUCGCUGCAUCUGGGGUGAUUGGGUGGCUGCUGAGCAGUGGAAAAAAGCAUUAGGUGUCAGGGUGAGGGGAGUGGGAGGGACAGAGUAGCUGGGUAAGUGGGGAAAAGUUUUCUCUGAUCCUCUACGGGUGUUUGAAGAAAUUAUUUGGUGGAAUUUUACAUUGUAAUUAAGGUCACUUGAAAACUUUGCUGCUGAAAGUCUUUGUGGCUUAUGACUUAGGCCUUGUCAACAUAUAUGUGUUCGUUCAGUUUAACCUAAGGUGAGACUUUAAUCCCAGUAUAACACACUCUGUGGGGACACUUAUCCUGGUCUGAGAGUGCCUUUUAUUUAAAUUUAGCUUGUAUCACUUGGGAAGGGGUUUAAGCUAAACUGAAAAAAGCCACUCUUAUGUGUGUCCACACCUGGAGUUAUACCUGGGUAAAACUUUCCUGUGUAGACAAGGCUUUCAACAGAACCUAGAAGGUAGAUAAUACAGUAGAACCUCAGAGUUAUGAACACCGGAGUUAUGAACUGUCCGGUCAACCACACACCACGUUUGGAACCAGAAGUACACAAUCAGGCAGCAGUAGAGACAAAACCCAAAUACAGUACAGUCCUGUGUUAAAAGUAAACUACUUAAAAAAAAAAAAAGGGGUGGGGGAGUUUAAAAAAAAGAUUUGACAAGGUUAGGAAACCUUUUCUGUGCUAGUUUCAUUUAAAUUAAGAUUGUUAAAA